CCCCUCCCUAUGACUGCCCUCGCCCGCCCCAUCUACGCCGCUCACGCACCAGGCUCCAUGCACACCGUGUCUCCCCCGUCCGAGGACGAGAGCGACGCGUCCUCCGUGAUGUCCACUUCGACCUGUUUCGUGGCCAGUGCAGGGACUUCCGCCACCUCCCACGACUUGGAGAUGCGGUCCGUGUCCCCAGCGCCUUCGGUAUAUUCCAUGACAAGCUCGCUCCGCGCGGCAUCAUACCGCCACGAGUACGGAAGAGGCAUCAACAACUAUUCGGAGGUGUACCGCUUACCUGCCGACGACGAGGAGUUUGAGCGCCUCGACCAGCAACACAACAUCUUCAUGGAGGUGAUGGGCAAGUACCCGCCGCCGCUGGCGCAAAUACUCGCGGACGAUACGCCUGGGGAGCCGAAGACGUGCGUUGACCUGGGCUGUGGAAGCGGAAGCUGGAUACUUGAUGUGUCGCGCGACUUUCCGCACUGCAGCACCGUCGCAGUGGACUUGGUUCCCAUGCAGGCCCUAAACAUGCCGCCGAAUCUCAGGAGCGAGGUCGACGACAUCAACCUUGGCCUCCAGCACUUUUUCGGCGACUUCAACGUCGUCCACGCUCGCUUGAUCUCGUCUGGGAUCCGGGAUUACGAGGGGCUGGUCGAUCAAAUGUCCCAGUGCCUGCGCUUAGGGGGCCUCCUCGACCUUAUGGAGUUUGAUUUCCGGGUAUAUGGCGUCGACAAAAAGCCGAUCCUUACGGAGGACGCAUCGUGGCUCGCGCACUGGAUGAACUUGUGCCACAAGGCCGUCCACCGCAAUGGCGGAGAACCAGACGCUGCGAACCAUCUCCAUCGAUGGGUGUUACAGAGCAACGCGUUUGAGGACGUUGCAUACCGGGAGUUCUGGUUCCAAACUUCUCCCUGGAGAAGUGGCAAUGAUGCCGCGACUGUUCGGCAGAAUCGCAUCGCGCAUGUCUUCAGGGACGAUAUAUUGGCAUUCCUGCGGUCGGGCCGCCCAUUGCUUCUUGGCAGCGGGGUGCCAGAGGAUGUCGUCGAUGAAGUCGAGGAGAACGCGCGUGUUGAGCUCAUGGAAGCACGGACUCAGACAUACAUUCGCGUCGAGAACGUUUACGCACUGAAGAGGCGCGACUAAUCGUGGUCACGGUUUGCUGCAAUUCGGACGGUACUCUAUUCGCAUUCUUAAUUGCAAGCGUUUGUGCAUUGCGUUUGUAUAUCAUUAUUACGUCCUGGUCGGACCUAGUUUACGUCGUAGUGUAUAACAGGAAUCCUCGUGUCUCAGGGUAACAGCAAUCUCAUCCUCGUAAUUGCAGUCCAUUCGAGAACCAA
Molecule: messenger RNA, 1331 nt
Organism: Fomitopsis serialis
Lineage: Eukaryota; Fungi; Basidiomycota; Agaricomycetes; Polyporales; Fomitopsidaceae
Exons: 7
Coding region: 10-1137 (375 amino acids)
Molecular function (GO): methyltransferase activity
Source: RefSeq, a predicted model, not a curated record